Messenger RNA from Bolinopsis microptera, 632 nucleotides. RefSeq lists its product as uncharacterized. NCBI's taxonomy places the organism in Eukaryota, Metazoa, Ctenophora, Tentaculata, Lobata, Bolinopsidae. The coding region runs from base 58 to 573 and encodes 171 amino acids. The transcript is spliced from 6 exons. The record is from RefSeq and is a predicted model, not a curated record.
AGGGACAUGCUGAAGACCAGAAGACCUUAGCGUGAAUAAUAAAGUCCGCAAAUCACCAUGACGAUGAGGAACCUUCUAGUUCUCUACGUGGUGUUGGAAGUAGUGAGGUGUCUUCAAUGCAACCACUGCUUGGAGGUGAGCAGUAUUGGUGCUGCAGAAACUAAUGAGCGAAUCACCGACUUUAAGCAAGUGUCGUGCCAAAAUCCAGAAAGUGUAACUUGUGUGGACGGGCAAGAUGAGUGUAUUACCGCAACUGUUAACGUUACAAUAACGUUUUCUGGAGCUGAUUCCACUCUCAUGGUGAUCCCUAUAAACGCUCUCACCCAAAACUGUGGUUCUUCCAAACAAGAUUUCUGCAAGCAAAAACAGGAAGAGUUUGUUGCAACGGUGACAAAAUCCGAAAACUUCCCUGAUGCUAAAGAUGUUAAAUCUUCCGUCCAAUGUGACGAGACAAACACUUGCAAGACUGACGGAUGUGGAAAACUGGAGGCUGCCAAGUCACGUGGUACAAAACUAGCUGCUUCCUCCAUCCUAGCUGUCACACUUUCCUACUUUCUCUCCUUGCUUAUCUAGAUACUAUGAGACAUCUCCUGUUCCAAUUAAACUGCAGGGUUAUUUGAAAUUAAAGAUAA